UCAGUGCGCGCCGUGCAGGGCUGCUGGGAGCGGAGGACAUCACUUUCCGGAACAGAGGUCGGCAACCCUCAGAGAUGGGCACGUGUCUUUCUACUACCAUGGAUUUUCCAUUUCACGUACAAUCUUUAAUUUCUCAUUGGAGUAAGCCUCUCAGCAUCUAAUUUCAGAGGAUUACAACAUGCCAGUCAGGCAGUAUUUCUAUCUCAUUCUACUCUUCAGCUGGCAGUAUCCUGGCCUGGCUGAUUUGGUUCUGUAUGAUUACUGUGUGGUUGGAGCCGGCCCUGGCGGACUCCAGUUUGCAAGAUUCCUGGAGGAUUCAGGGAGAAAUUACAUGGUGUUUGAACGUAGCCAAACUCCAGGUAACUUCUUUGUUCGUUUCCCAAGACAUCGUAAGCUGAUCAGUAUAAACAAACAAUUCACAGGACGUAAGAACAGCGAGUUCAACCUGCGCCAUGACUGGAACUCUUUACUGUACGGAAAACAUCCCUUACGCUUCAGCCGUUACUCUACGGACUUCUUCCCUCAUGCCGAUGAUAUGUUAAGGUACCUGCAAGAUUUUAGCACUGGCAUUCAGAUUCGCUACGGGACCAAUAUUAGCAGUGUCCGAGUGGAAUCCAAUCCCGGGGCAUGGAAUGGGCACUAUUUCCUCCUGAGCAGUCAGUCUGGACAAAAGUACCAAUGCAAUGUAUUGGUGGUGGCCACAGGACUGUCUCUUCCUAAUAUAGUGGAUUUUCCUGGGUCGAAGUAUGCAGAGGGGUAUGAGUCUGUUUCUGUCGAGCCACAAAAUUUCACAGGACAGAAUGUUUUAAUUCUGGGACGAGGAAACUCUGCUUUUGAGACCGCCGAGAAUAUACUGGGACAAACAAACUUCAUUCACAUGCUUGGACGUUCCAGAGUACGACUGUCCUGGGCUACACACUAUGUGGGUGAUUUAAGAGCUGUUAAUAAUGGACUUUUAGACACGUACCAGCUGAAAUCUCUGGAUGGGCUGCUGGAGGGGGAGCUGUCAGAUCUGGGACUGAUACAGGACAAGAACGGGAAGGUUUAUGUGACUCACAAGAAUUACCUAAAAAUGGGCGAGGGCCACAAUGGAAACCACACUGACAAACUUCCGAAGGAUGAUCUCGAUAAUUUUGCGGCUCGGGAACCAUAUGACCGCGUCAUUCGCUGCCUGGGUUGGAAAUUCGAUUUUUCCAUCUUUGACAGUUCAGUGAGAUUAAAACAGGCACGUGGAGGAAAAAGAAAAUAUCCAUUGCUUAAAGCCAAUUAUGAAUCAAAACACACAAGAGGUCUCUUCGUGGUGGGCACGGCCAGCCAUGGUAUCGACUUUCGUAAAUCUGCUGGUGGGUUCAUACAUGGAUUUCGAUACACUGCUCGCACCGUCCACCGCUUGACUGAACAUCGCUACCACAACAUUCCUUGGAAGGCAACACACUACCCUAUCUCGCAGCUCCUCAAUGUUCUUAUAAAACGUAUGAAUGAAGCAUCAGGUCUCUACCAGAUGUUUGAAGUCCUGGCUGAUGUUGUGAUCAUUGGAGAUGAAGGCCACAAUUUUGAAUACCUGGAAGAGGUCCCUGUUGGAAUUCUUCCUAAUUUAGAGGAAAGCACAGGAUUGAAGGCACAAGACUCAGGCCUGUUUGUUCUCGUAAUGGAAUAUGGGAAGAAUUUUUCUGGACCAGAUAAAGACGUGUUCUAUUACAACCGAGCCAUUGGGGAGGCCAUGGCAGCAUGGCGGUCUAAUUUCUUGCAUCCAGUCAUAUAUUAUUACAGACAGUUACCAACAGAGAAGCAGAUUAAAUUGCGUCCUGAGAACUGGCCUCUCCCACGGCCUGACCGGAUACACCAUGUGGUUGAGGAUUUCCUUACAGACUGGACAAGACUAAAUUCACACAUCCUGCCGCUUCGCCGCUUCCUUGAAAACUGUUUACAGAUGGACCUCAGGACUUUUUUUGCAGAAUCCUGCUUCCUCUUCACGUUGACACACCAGAAGUUGCCCAUUUACUGCCAGCAGGGAUACUUGCAGAACCGUGGCCUUGUUGGCACUGAACAUCUCAGACAGCAUUCUAUAGAUGCUGGCCUCAUGGAAAAUUUCAGUGGACACAUUCAAAGGACAGCUGGUGACAUGUUACAUAGGAUCAGCGGCAGCAAAAGAGACGAACUCUAACUUAAUAAAAAUAAUUAACUAUGUUUGUUUAUUUCAUACAAAUGCUACCUCCACUGGAUUGAUAAAAAACAUUGUAUUACAUUUGCACAAUACAUGGCACAGCUGCCAAUUGGUGUGAUAGUUGUGGUGUGUACAACUUGACUGAUGACAUAACCGCAAAGACUAAGGAAGUCAGACAAAAUAAAA
This is a messenger RNA of Pelobates fuscus (common spadefoot toad), 2350 nucleotides long. RefSeq names its product FAD dependent oxidoreductase domain containing 2 (gene FOXRED2). The record is from RefSeq and is a predicted model, not a curated record. Bases 179 to 2164 code for a protein of 661 amino acids. NCBI's taxonomy places the organism in Eukaryota, Metazoa, Chordata, Amphibia, Anura, Pelobatidae. The transcript is spliced from 10 exons. Gene Ontology annotation, molecular function: flavin adenine dinucleotide binding; monooxygenase activity. Gene Ontology annotation, cellular component: endoplasmic reticulum lumen.